Messenger RNA from Glarea lozoyensis ATCC 20868, 1200 nucleotides. Its product is annotated as RING/U-box. Bases 1 to 1200 code for a protein of 399 amino acids. NCBI's taxonomy places the organism in Eukaryota, Fungi, Ascomycota, Leotiomycetes, Helotiales, Helotiaceae. The transcript has a single exon. The record is from RefSeq and is a predicted model, not a curated record.
AUGUCUCUUACAAGCGAAGCAAACGGCCUUGAACUAGAUGGUACUACACGUUCUGACAUACACUCCCAAGUGGAAAUAUAUGAGCCAUUGAUGCCCGGGAGAGAACACCCUGGCCCAUUCAACGAGCAAUUAAUCUGUGCCAUUUGCUUGGAACCCUGUUCUCAAGAACGUCCAAUGUGGCUUAUGGAGAAAUGUAGCCAUGAAUUAUGCAAACACUGUUUUUCAGUUUUAAUCCUCUAUCAACAUACUGAUGACAGGUCUAGCAAGAUCACCGGCAAAUGCCCACUCUGCAGAGAACAUGUAGACUUACGCCUAAGAUGGUCACUUCCUCCGCCUUCAAAGUUUACUGUUUCUUACAAUCUCUUGGGUGGUAGAUACUCCCCUAAAUCUUCUCUGGACAGAUGUCUGGUUGGUAUUAAUCAAGAUGGCCAGGGGGUAAUGGUAGAAAACUCGUCUGUUGUUGAAAUCCGGCAAUUGGGUGAUUUCACGGAAACAUCCUGGAAACGGACAAUGGGGUUGACAGUAACCUCAUGUCCGACUUGCAUUGAGAGUCAUUCUCUUAAUUGCACAAAGUCGCAAGCCAUGUGUGAAUCAACCAGGAUUUCACAAGUCCUGGAUUCGCUCGCAGCCGUGUGGGAACGUGAUUGGAUUUCCGGGCGGCUAUAUAGUACGGUCUCCUUCUGUGCUACUAAAGAGGCUCAGCCUGAAGCCGGCUAUGAACCAAGGAUGUUUGAGACUUUGGUACAAAAGUGUAUUCAUCGGCGCCGUGGGGAUACUCACGAUCCCAGCCGUCAGUGUUGUAAUUCUCCAUCGGGUUCUACUUCAUACGAAUUUAUAACUUGGACUACUAAGGUACGAGAACGUUGUUUUUCUUCCACCUUACUACCUACAUUACCUUUGCCCUGUGAUCAGCCAGAGGACCGGAAGACAGUUUAUAAAGCGUUAGUUGGCAUCCAAAAGGUUCUUGCCAUGAAUGUUCCCGAAGUUCCAGGAGAAGACCUUGCGUCUUUCCUAAAGUUCAAGGGAGUUCGGCCUGCGACUACCAGGCUCGCACUAAAUCUUCAAGAGCAGUUUGAUGAUGUUUUCCGAGAGGUUGCACAUGAAACCGGAGGGGUGAUCGCAACUAUAAAGUCAUAUCUAGGUGUGCAGCCCCCAGUUCUGGACGAGGACUUGUGUCCGCUUGAUCCACUAUCGGAUUAG